ACACUUAUCUGAUAUCCUGUGGAGCUUGUAAUUAGCUCAAGGACACUACACCCUGGUUGCAAGAGGCAAAUUUUGGUAAAGGAGGAUGGAACCUCAUGGAGCCUAGCAAUGAACCCUCCUUAUAUUUGAAUCUCUACCAUCUAUAUUUUUUAAGCCUUAACAAAAAAAAAUCUAGUAGUGUGUGGCUGCCUUCUGAUCCUCCCCCUUUCUCAGUUUUUUAUACAGUACUUUGUACAUCGCUGCACAUGAUUGACUUCAUCAAGUGUUAGGAAAAUAAACCAAUGUAAGUGCUGGACUGUGACUUGAAACGAAAUUACAAUAUGAAAAGCUUAGUAAAAAAGCAAAUAUUCCCAGGUCCAUGGCUCCUUUGAAAUCAUAUAAGGAAAUAAAUGACUCAAAAAGUCAGUAAUGUGAGAUACACAUUCUUAUUUCCUCAUAAUAUAUGUAUCUUUCAUUACAAAGAUUUAAUUAUUCUGGUGUUUGAGUCAAGAAUUCGUGGGAAAAUUUUUCAAAGCACUUACAUUGUUUUUAGUGCAAACAACAAGGUAGACAUUACAAAAAUGGAGUUGAAAGAACAGAUACACACUUUGCGAGAAGGGGGCUGGAGCAGUGAGGCUUUCACAGCACAAGAACUCCUCGACAAAAUGGAAGACUUACAAAUGCCACUAAUUCUAAAGGUUAUUGAUGGUUACUAUGGCAUUCAGCAUAUUGAGACAUUUUCAUCUGAUCAAAUUUUAUGGAUUUAUGGCAAAAUUGAGCAGAAACGAAUAAUAGGGAUUGAUAAUGAGGGUAACCACAUUAGCAUUCCAUAUGACACUCCGAUACGAUUUGAAAAUAUCAACGCCACGGAUGAAGACAUUGGUCCUCAGAACUUAACUGAACUUCUUAAAGAAAACACCUUUCCCGUAACAGUGAGCAUCUAUACAGGUGACUUCAGUGCAAAAAGCAUCGUCGGUACGGAACUAUCGGCAGAAUCAGUCGGCAAUUUAUCACUUACUAAGAAUCACACUAUGACAACUUUUAUUGGUGUUUGUUUACAAAAAGACACAAUUGAUGAGGAAAUACAAAAUCUACCAAUGUAUCUCAACAACAAAUUCAAAAUGGCGACUAGCAAGGACGAGGGCAGCAGACUGAAAUUUGAAGAGCUAAGAGAUGGCAUGGAGAAGAUGAUAAACAGUGUUGUUGAUUUUAAAACUUACACUGGAAGCUCAGAUAUUAUCAUUUACGAAAAAGCUGAUAUUAUGGAUGAGGACAUUAAUGCACCCAAUUACAACGCUCUAAGUCCACAGAAGUUCACAGUAAAAAAGAAAACGGUGCGACGCAGAUCGAAAAAUAGGCAUUCCUCUGGAACAAAAGCACGAUUCAGUUUGUCGCAUAUGGUUGCAUCAGUGAGAAGGUUAAAACCAGAGAGCCGGAAAUCAGUAAUGAGCAUGUCAUCUGAGAGCGAAUUAGCUGCACAGAGUGCUUCCUUAGAGACGUCAGACAGUCGCCAUUUGAUCAAUGAAACGCACCUAGAUGAUUCUCAGCAGAAUGCCGUAUAUAAAGCACACACUGACAAAGAUUUUGCUGAUGGUGGAAAACAAGCAAUGCAACCCAAGGAAUCAAAUGAACUGAAGGAAUCACACAAACCAGAGGAACCAAAGGAACCAGAAGCUUCUGAAACAGAUUCUAGAUCAACAACUGCUAGUACUCAACAAUCUAUAACUAUCAUUAAACCAAAACAAGAUACAAAGAUUACCCUUGAAAGGGAGCAAGAAAUGAAAUCCGACUCAAAUUCACCAAAAGGUAUAGAACCUCCAAAAAAAUCCUUGCCAACAUGGGCUACUCCAGCCUCGUCCAAUACAGCUAGCUUAGUUGGAGAACUCCAUCAUAUCUUAAAAAAAAAAACUGAAAGUAAUGAUGAGACAGAAGAACUUGUACCGAAGACAAACACUGAAGAAAAGUAUGAAUUAUCAUUGGCAAAAAAUGAAGAUCUUAAAGAACAAUCAGAUAAAACUAAUGGUAAACCUCAACCACAGCCUAGACCAGCAGUUGCCACAAAGCCUAAAGUUACACCAAAAGAAACUGCAUCUAAGCCAACAAUUGCCACAAAGCCUAAAGUUACACCAAAACCCAAACCGAGACAGAGCGCCAUUUCAAAACCACAAGAAGAUGCCAAAAUAGACAAUAAUGGAAACGCCAUAGACUCAGAUAAAAUGUAGUGAAAUGAUAGUAAAAAAAAUGCACAAUUAAUAUUACCGUAGUUCCUCUAUAAGUUUAUUUCCCCCACAACCCCUGAACACAAAAUACUGCUGAUUUUGCAUAGGACAUAAAAUUUAUAUACUAUUGGAUAACUAGAAUGCUUCGAAACAAUCAGAUUGUGUGAAGCGGUAGGUAAAUCCACCUAUUACUAUAAUUAGAUCCAUAUCCUUAUCACUGUAUAAGACCUGUCAUAUUCAUGCGAAUCUUGUAUACAAUCUAUCUCAUUUAUGUAUACAAACUUUUGGGAACCACUAUUAAUCGAUUGGCCUAGGUGUAUCUAGUUUCUGAUUUUGACCAAAUUGUUUUGUUAGAGUAAUAUGUUGUACUGUAAUAUUGGAGUGGAAGCUACAUUUUUUAGAAUUUGUAAAUCAGGGUCAGUAAUCACAGGUUAACUUUUAUAUAAAUUAGAAAUAAGAAUUUGUUUAAAUGCUACCCGAUUUUUUUAGAUAUUGUAUUCCUGUCCUGAAGGGCAAAACAACAAUUUUGCUUUGCCCUUUUUUAGAUAUGAUCAGAAAAAAGGAUAUCUAUUGUAUACUAACAAUAGGAAGCUUUUGAUUUGUUCGACAAAGCGAUGCCAAAAUGGAAUCACUCAUGCGUGACCAUCCUACCAGAUGUUCUACGUUCUGCAUACAUAGAUUGACCAAAUUGCGUUCUACAACCCAUGUGACGAGGAGAAUUAACGUUCUGCGCAGAAGAAUUUGAGUGACUUCAUUAAGUUCUACAUCCUACUGUCGUCGUGUUAAUUCAAAGCUCCCUAAUAUUAAUGGUAGAACUUUGAACAUCAGUUAUGGAAAACAAAUAUUUAAUAAUUAAAAAACUAGUAACUUAAUGACCUUGUCAUAAUAUUAUUUUAUACUGUUUAUGCUUUAAAAAAAUAAAAAUAUUCAUAAAUUAAAGUAUUAUAAUUAAAUGUAUCUUCUAUAUAUUACUGUUUAAUACAUCACAAUAGGUUCUUCAAUAUAUUAAAUUUUAAAUUUUGAAUAAUGCUUUAACAGCUGUAAAGCCCUUUCUUUUACAAACAAAAUGGUAUGCCCAUAUAUAGACAUAAUAUGUCUAAAUAUGAUGAGAUGUCAUAAUGACCAUAUUAAAAUAUGUCACAUGUUUUUGUCAAAUAAAAGUACUGUAGAUAAGUUUA
Messenger RNA from Anneissia japonica, 3376 nucleotides. RefSeq lists its product as uncharacterized. Lineage: Eukaryota; Metazoa; Echinodermata; Crinoidea; Comatulida; Comatulidae. The record is from RefSeq and is a predicted model, not a curated record. The coding region runs from base 390 to 2201 and encodes 603 amino acids. The transcript has 6 exons.